Messenger RNA from Hyalella azteca, 1927 nucleotides. RefSeq lists its product as uncharacterized. The coding region runs from base 433 to 1359 and encodes 308 amino acids. Lineage: Eukaryota; Metazoa; Arthropoda; Malacostraca; Amphipoda; Hyalellidae. The record is from RefSeq and is a predicted model, not a curated record. The transcript has 3 exons.
UUCAGAGUAGAUUUAUUUUUUUGCUUUCACAGUAUUUUUAGUGCUGAAUUUUUCGUGUAGGUUUUCCUAACGGGGAAGAAAUAGUCGAGUUAAAUUGAACGUGACAGGUUCAUUUCAUAUUUCUCAAAAGCUCUGAUAAAAGCCUUAUUUGAUCAAAAUUUGUGUCACAUUUUGGUAAGCCUCACGCAACAAUCGAGACUACUGCGGCUGGACUUGAAUCCAAAAUCGACCAUUAAUUCCAAGCGCAUUAAUUACAGUUCGCUUGCUUGUGAAAGUCUUUCAUAAACUUACUGAUCUUUAUCAGCUCUGUCUCAAGGUAUUUGAGACGGUGGGACGUGGAAAUACUUCAGUACCUGAAAAUUGUUGAUCAGAGCCGUUAGUUCGAGCGCUAAUUUGUUUCAAAGUUGAAAACGAAAAUUAAAGAAAAAAAAUAUGGAAUGUGAAGACAAACAAGACAAGGCACUUGAACAGGCUUCUGAGGUCGCCUCAAAAGCGAUUUUGCCAAUCCAAGCGAAGCAAUUUUUGGUUGAUCUUGAAAAAGACCUGGACAACAUCGCGGACCACGUGAUGUUGUACAGACUCAAGAAGAUUGUCCGGCAUGUUCUCAUCCCGCGAUGCCGCAGUAAUCUUGUUGGAACAAUCGAUCAGGAGUUUAUGGUAACCUCUGAGGCGCUACCAGAUAUAAUCCAACUGGCCAUUCGGAUAAUUACUGCUAUACUCGAAAGAAUGGGAAAUUUAGGUUUCUCCUCCGUAAAAUAUCAGUCACGCAUGAAGAAAGAUGCCACAUCUGUAAUUGGUUAUCUCCUACAUAUUAAUCUGGGCUUCCACAAGGCUGGUGGUAAGAAGGAACUAGUCGGUCGAUUCCAGAGCAAAAUUUUGUCGGCAGAAAGAGUCUUCAAGCUAUACCUGUCAUACGAUUAUCCCUACCAGCCUGAGCCGAAGUCUUCCGUGUUCUCUGAUCGUCUCUGGAGUAAAAUCAAGAACAUGUCUGAGCUUCAGACGACCGAGAAUGCCCACUACUCGUUCUGCAAUGUAUGCAUCGCUCCGAAGGGGCUAGCAGACUACGCCAUUCUCGACGCAUGCAAUCAUCUCUACUGCGUUCCCUGCGCUCAUCGUCUCUUUGGUUUGCCCGAUGGGAACAAACCGGAGUGUCCGAUGUGCAACAAACGCGUGAAGGCGUUCACCACCACAGAGGACGUGCGACGCUGCAAGCUGCAACCAACAGUCAAGUCCAAGGCUGUACGAAUGUUCAAGUCUGUCAAGAAAACCAUUGGAAAGAAAUCAUCAAGUGCAGAGGACAUAGUAAAAUAUAUACGUCUAAAGAAUGAUAAAGACGAAAAGUACAUGGACAAGCAAUAACCAUUAAGAGAAUAACUCGUAUAGCAAAUAACGGAUCUCGCUUUUUCGAGCACUUAUUUUCAAAGAGGACUCUGUUGAACUCGCACCCGUGUGCUAAUAAGUUGACUUGGGUGCUUGUGUGAUGAGAAAGCUUCAUGAUCCAUAAGAAUGUGAAAAGUUUCUUUUUUUGAAGUUAUUUACUUUGACGUUUAUUCGAUGUUAGUUUACGGUUGAUCUUAAUAUAUAUAUAUUACAACUCCGGAAUUACUCAUGGAAUUGAACUGUUGUCAGGAUAGCUAUGAAAAUUAUAUAUUUCUUCUUCUCGUGAUCUAGAGUUAACAGAUGGACUUAUAUUUUUUUUCAAAUUCCGCAUUCGUUGAUUGUGUUCCUGAAAAAAAGUUUUAAAAACUGCAUUUAAUCUUUCUAUAUUAUGAAUGACUUCAGUUGUUGUAUUUUAAUCUGUUAUUCCAGUAAUUGGAAAUGAAAUUACUAACUCUUAAGCGUUGGGUCUGGUAGAAAUAAUUCCCCACCUUUGUUUUACAAGACAUUUCAUAAGAACUUUGACUGGAGUAAAAACCAUUGGGAUUCA